AAACUGAAGAGGUUAGGGUGAAGUUGAGUUUUUUGCUCAGAGAUUUUUGUUUCACAUAAAUAAAUGGUUUUCUAGAAUAAUAUGCAAUAAAAUAUUAUUUGGCAAGUGCAUGAAGAUUGAAGUGCGUCUUCAUAUUAUUAUAGCAUUAAGAAACAGCAGAGACGUAACUUUUCGGCGUCAUUUUUAGGUUAUGCUUGUUCUAUCAAAAUAUUUUUCAGAAUGAAUAUAUUCAAUAUUAUUUUGAUUGUAUCACUUUAUGUGAAUAAUUUAAAUUUUAUUGAGGCCAAAACCAAGAAAACAAAAUCUGUUACUACCCUACUUGAAGCAAAAUGGGAUGCUACACCUUUAGUUUUGGAAGUUGCAGAAUAUUUAGCAGACGAAAAUGUGGAUUUCUAUUGGAAAUUCAUAGAUUCAAUAAGUUCUAUGACUCCACCCCUAGAGUCUAUAGGUAAUGAUAGACAACGCUACAAUGCUGCUAUUGAAGUUGCAUCAAAACUUGUGACAAUGUCUCAACUAUCAUUAUUGAAGUUAGGUAUAUCUCUGCAUAUAAAUUCUCCAAAAGUUCAAAUGUUUGGCCAGAUAGCUAAAGAGAGAAGACUUCCUUCCUGUCCUGCAGUUGCUGAUGUAGGAGGUGAAUUGACUUGUGAUUUGAGAGAAUUGGAGAUUUUACUCAAAAAAGAUAUUGAUACUUUUUCGAGAGUAGACCUCUACAAAGUGGAUACCCAUUAUCCAGCUUCUGAAAAUCGAUCAUUAACAGUUGUUCUGUACGGUCUACUAGGAACAAAGACAUUUUCACAAUUCCACAUGGUUUUGAAGGAAGCUGCUGUAGCAGGAAGAAUAGAUUAUGUGGUCCGACAUUAUGUACAGGAGCAAGAUACCCGUCAUUUGAGGUUAUCAGGAUAUGGAGUUGAGCUUCAGAUGAAAUCUACAGAAUACAAAUCACAAGAUGAUACUCAGGUACGAGAAGAUCAGACUUCAGAAGAAAGUUCCCCAGAGGAGGAUGAUGCAGAAUUAGAAGGAUUUGAGUUUUCCAAAUUGAAGCAAAUAUUCCCCAAUCUUAAAAACGAACUGAAUGCAUUCAAACUGCAUCUUGAAGAAACCUCCAAUGAACUGGCACCUUUGAAAGUAUGGCAGUUCCAGGAAUUGAGUUUACAGGCAGCUGAGCGAAUUAUGCAUGUUCCCAAAGAAGAGGCAUUGAAAGUCAUGACACAUAUUGCUCAGAAUUUUCCCGUACAAGCAAAAGGUUUAGUCACAACAGUUGUAAAUCCAGAUAUGAAACACGAAAUGAAAAGAAACUCCGACAUUUUUGCCAAUCAUCUCAAUCUCCAGCCAUCAGAUACCGCCCUUUUCAUCAACGGCAUGUUUUAUGAUAUCGAUCUGGUGGAUAUUUAUGGAUUAUUGGAAAUUUUGCGCCAAGAACUCAGAACUAUGGAAGGCUUGCACAGUAUUGGUGUGAGCAACAAACGGAUGUCGACCUUGUUAGGUUUGGACUUUGGAGAUCAAAGUGGAAGUCAAGAAUUUGCUAUAGACAUAAGAGACUCUGCUAUAAAUUGGAUCAAUAAUAUUGAACAUGAUAAUAGGUAUGGUAGGUGGAGUAGUAGUCUAAUGGAGUUGUUGAGGCCCACAUUUCCUGGUAUGUUGAGACAGCUCAGAAGAAAUCUAUACAAUUUGGUUCUCAUCAUCGAUCCAACUAAUCCGGAAGUGAAAGGCAUAGUGAAACUUGCCGAAUCUUUCGUCAUACACACUGCCCCCAUAAGAGUCGGUAUAGUAUUCAAAGUGGCCGAUUCGCAGGACAAAAGCGGGCUGGAUGACCCUGCAAUAGCGAUGCAGUGUGCGCUGAAUUAUGUAACCCAAACAAAAGACGCACCUACUGCCCUAAGUUUCGUCAGAACGAUUCUUCAGAGCGCCAAGGAGCGUGUGACUGUAGAGGAUGUGAAAGCUCAGCUAAGGUCGGAGUAUGAUGAAGAUCCAGUUGAUAUUCUUGGCGAAGAUUCCGUUUAUGAUUUCGGAAGACAACUGGCCUCCGACUUCGUCGACAGAUCAGGCCUCAAAGUAUUCCCGCAGGCCCUCCUUAACGGAAUUCCCCUGCCUCAAAACCAGAUGAACGUCGACGAUUUCGAAGAAGCCGUUUUACAAGAAAUCAUGUCGCAAACUCCGACCUUCCAGAAGAACGUGUACCGAGGCAAAAUAUCCGAUUCGGAUGACGUGUUUGAUUACAUAAUGAACCAGCCGAAUGUGAUGCCACGUCUUAACGAUAGAAUCUUGAACAAGGAGAAGUCUUUCCAUCUGGAUAUGUCGGGUACUGCUUCUAGCAUCAACAAUGUUCAGGGGCUCUUGCAACUGAGUGCUCGCGAUAUGACGGCUACCGCCAUAGACAAUUUGCGGUACUUCUCUGGUGCUAAGAAGGGACACGAGACCCAUACCAUGACUUACUGGAUUGUAGGAGAUUUGAAGUGUGACAAGACUAAGAGGAUACUGUUAGAUGCCCUACAUCAUCUGAAAUCAGAAAGUCAUGUGAGGGUAAGUUUCCUUCCUAAUGUGAAUGGAGACAAAGAGAAUGAAUUGAACAAAAUAGUUCUGGCUGCUCUACAAGAAUUACCAUCGGAAAAGGCAUUGAGCUUCAUCAUAUCAUUAUUACAAUUCAAUUUAGGUGACAGAAAAGACAAGCCAGAUAUUCCUGCAGAGGUCUCGUCAAAAAUAUCUGCACAAGAACUCAAUUUGAAGAUGUUGAGGGUUUAUUGUCAAAGGGUUUUGAAACUGAACGUGGGAGAUAGAGCAGUGAUAGCCAAUGGAAGGGUUCUGGGACCGCUCGAUGAAAAUGAAGAUUUUACAGCAGAAGAUUUUAAUCUACUGGAUAGGUUCAGUUCAUCUUCAUACCUCGAGAAAAUCAAUACCGCUUUGAAAAUAGACUCCGAUGAUGAUGAUGAAGAUUUGUCCAGUGAUUCCAUGAUGAAAAUUAUUUCGCUCCUGAUUUCGAGACCUCAAUCGAGAUCUCGAUUCGAAAUCACAUUUGCUGGAGACGAACAUUCUGUGGUCAAAGUUCCGCCAUCUAAGCCAGAUCAGGUGGCAUUCGACAUUGUAGCUGUCGUCGAUCCAGUUUCACGAGGUGCUCAAAAACUCGGACCGAUUUUAUUGGUGUUACAGGAGGUUUUGAACUGCAACAUCAGAGUGUUCUUGAACAGUGUCGAGAAGAACAGUGAUAUGCCUCUGAAAAGCUUUUAUCGAUUCGUAGUCGAAUCAGAAAUUCAAUUUGGAGAAGAUGGUAAGCAAUUGCCAGGACCGAUUGCAAGGUUUACCAAUAUGCCAACCUCGCCUCUUCUGACUCAAAAUUAUCAUGUCCCCGAAAAUUGGUUGGUCGAAGUAGUGAGAUCAGUAUAUGAUUUGGACAACAUCAGACUGGAAAAUGUUGAAAGCAAUGUACACAGUGAAUAUGAACUGGAAUACCUUCUGGUUGAGGGACAUUGCUUCGAGCAAAACACGGGUAGCCCGCCGAGAGGUUUGCAGAUCACUCUGGGUACCGAGAGCCAACCUGUCAUGGUGGACACCAUCGUCAUGGCCAAUCUGGGAUAUUUCCAACUGAAAGCUAACCCUGGAGCCUGGUUGCUCCGACUUAGGCAAGGAAGAAGUUCCGAAAUCUACGAUAUCGUCAGCCAUGAAGGUAGUGAUACUCCGGAAAACUCGACUGAUAUCAAAGUACUUAUAAGCUCGUUAAGAUCCCAUAUAGUGAAAUUGCGGGUUCAGAAGAAACCUGAUAAGAUGAAUGUGGAUCUACUGUCUGAGGAAGAAAAUGGCUCUGGUAUUUGGAAUUCUAUUGCAAGUUCAUUCACUGGAAAUGAAGAUGAGCCAGAUGAAGUCCUUAACAUAUUUUCAUUAGCGUCUGGACACUUAUACGAACGAUUCCUCCGAAUCAUGAUGUUGUCUGUCCUGAAGCAUACGAAAAUGCCAGUUAAAUUUUGGUUUUUGAAGAAUUAUCUCUCUCCUCAGGUCAAGGACUUUUUGCCUUAUAUGGCUAAAGAAUACGGAUUUGAAUACGAGCUGGUCCAGUAUAAAUGGCCUAGGUGGCUCCAUCAACAAACUGAAAAACAGAGAAUUAUCUGGGGCUACAAAAUUCUCUUCUUGGAUGUACUUUUUCCUCUGGAUGUGAAGAAAAUUAUUUUCGUUGAUGCCGAUCAGGUGGUGAGAGCCGACAUGAAGGAGCUGCAGCAACUCGACCUCGGCGGGGCUCCAUACGGCUACACGCCGUUCUGCGAGUCGCGCAAAGAGAUGGACGGCUUCCGGUUCUGGAAGCACGGCUAUUGGCGCAACCACCUCCAAGGCCGGCGCUACCACAUCUCCGCUCUCUACGUGGUGGACCUGAAGCGGUUCAGGCGGAUAGCGGCCGGCGAUCGGCUGAGAGGCCAGUACCAGGCGCUCAGCCAAGACCCGAACAGCCUGUCGAACCUCGAUCAGGACCUGCCUAACAACAUGAUCCACCAGGUGGCGAUCAAGUCGCUGCCGCAGGAGUGGUGCUGGUGCGAAACGUGGUGUGACGACGCGUCCAAAGUCAGAGCGAAAACAAUCGAUUUGUGUAAUAAUCCGAUGACAAAAGAGGCUAAAUUAACAGCGGCUGUGAGAAUUCUCCCCGAAUGGAAAGGAUAUGAUGAUGAAAUAAGAGAAUUGCAAAGGAAAAUUGAUUCCGGAUUGUUAGAUGCCGAUCCAUCGGAACAAAGUGAUGCUACUGAAAAAGAUACGACUGAUAUUCAUUCGGAAUUAUGAUGUGUGAUUGAGGUUAGUUGUAUAGUUUAAUUUAAAUUAUGGUUGCUGUACAGAUUUUUUAAAUGAUUUUCAAAACAGUGUGAUAGGCACAUAAUGUCAAGUGUCUUGAUUUAAGUAUUGUAAGAAAUAAACAACUCAAAUCAUUUUUUUUUUCAUUAUGUCACUUGGAUACUGAUAUGACGUAUUUUUUGUAUUAUCAGCGAUUAAAUAAACAGUUUUCAAGUUUGCAGGCUUGAAACAGUUCAUCGAUA
Molecule: messenger RNA, 5006 nt
Organism: Phaedon cochleariae (mustard beetle)
Lineage: Eukaryota; Metazoa; Arthropoda; Insecta; Coleoptera; Chrysomelidae
Source: the annotation of a GenBank genome assembly